CACAGUCGGUGCGGACACAUCGUGACGGUCGGCUCAGGGACAGCAGGACAGCACCGACAGCGCCAUGGCAGCCGCGAGUGCCGGCACAGGGUCCCGAUCCCUCCGUGCCGGGGGCUCCUCCCGGGGGUCCCUCCUCGCCCACCGUCGGCAGCUUCACCCGCCGGGAUUUCAGUCCGUCCGCCGGUGUCUCCCCCACACCCCGCAGAAUGUCCAGCUCCUCCCGCUGACCCCCGGCUCCUCUGUCCCGACAGCCCCGCGGCCGAUCCCGGCAGAGCGCCCAGAGCUCCUGCCAGGAUCAGUCGGUGUCCAGGGAGCGCCACGUGGGGGGUUCGGGUCCCAAACUUUUUUUUUUCUGCAGGUCACGGGCUCCAGCAACCCUGUCGUGAUCUCUCAGGGUGUGCCAAAACGUCCUCGAGAGCUGCUCUCCUUCAAACCCAGGCUCAAGUCCAUCCAACUCAUAACCAAGGACCUGAUCCGGGACCUCAUCAUUCCCCAGGAGAAGCCUCAACCAUGUCUCAUCAUUGGAGAAAAGGAAUAUGAGAGGAUCAAGGAAUCAGCUCGAGCCCCAACAGACGUGGAGCGCUGGGACAGGCUGAAGACCCUGAAAACCAGACAGGAUGCUGCUUUUGAAGCCCUGAAAAAGGCCCAGAUGGAGGAGCAGAGAAAGGCAGAACUGGAGGACAAGAGGGACCAUCAGAGAGACGUGGAGGAGGAGCUGCAGCAGGAGGAGCAGACACUGGUGCAGCGGGCGAUGAGGAUGAGGCUGGAGCAGGAGGAAGAGAUGCGAGAACUGAACACGCUGUUCCUCAAUGCCAAGUGCAACAUGAUCCUGGACAAGCAAGUCCUGGAGAAGCGGAUGAUCCACAAGGAACUGGAGGAGGAGGAGAAGCGCCUGGACAAGAUGUUGGAAAUGGAGCGGGAGAAGGGCAUGGAGGUGCAGGAGGAGCUGGAGCGCUGCAGGAAGCGGGAGCUGAUCAGAGCCAGGCAGGACAUUGUGAAGCAGAUGGAGCAGAAUGCAGAGCAGCGAGCACUGAGGGCCAAGGAGCUGUACCAGGAAGGCCAGAGGCAGCUGGAGCACCUGGAGCAGAUGAAGAGGGAGGAUCGGAAGGCCUGGGAGCAAAAACAGGAACAGAAAAGGAAAAUCUUUGCUGAAAUUCGACGUUUCAAUGUGGAGAGCCAGAGGCUGAAGGAUAAAGAGCGGGAGAAGGAGAGGCUGGAGGACAAGCGGGUGCUGGAGCAUCAGCGGCAGAAGGCUGAGCGUGAGGCUGCUUUGGAGGCAGAGCAGGAACAACAGCGCCUGGAGAAGGAGAAGGAGCUGGCCCGGCUCAGGGCCAUGCAGAAGCAGGCCCAGGACUGGCAGGCAGAGCAGGAUGCUCUGAGAGCCAAGAGGAACCAAGAGGUUGCAGACCGGGAAUGGCGGCGGCAGGAGAUGGAGAAGACACAGAGGAAGGCUAAGAUGGAGCAGCAGCUGAGGCAGGACCGGCUGGAGCAGGUGGCCCAGAAGGAAAAGCACUUGGCCAUGCAGAUGGAGCAGGACCGCCAGGAAUUCCAGAGGGUGCUCAGGGCCCACCAGGAGCAGCUGGAGCGGGAGAAGCUGCAGUGGGAACAGAGGGAGCUCCAGCAGCACGCCCAUGCUGAAGAUCUGCGGCGGCAGAUCCAGGAGCUCCGGCAUCAGCGGCAGCGUGAGCGGGCAGCCGUCUUUGAGGAGGGCUGGCAGCAGGAGCAGGAGGUCCAGCAGCGCAGGCAGCACCUCGCCCAGCUCAGGCAGCAGAAGUUGCAGGAGUUCAGAGCCACUGGAAUUCCUGACAAAUAUUGUGCCCAGGUGGAGCGCAGGGCCCGGAGCCAAGCCAGAGCAGCCCCUUCCUAA
Molecule: messenger RNA, 1867 nt
Organism: Cinclus cinclus
Lineage: Eukaryota; Metazoa; Chordata; Aves; Passeriformes; Cinclidae
Gene: CFAP45
Product: cilia and flagella associated protein 45
Source: RefSeq, a predicted model, not a curated record